Messenger RNA from Thyridium curvatum, 2022 nucleotides. RefSeq lists its product as uncharacterized. Lineage: Eukaryota; Fungi; Ascomycota; Sordariomycetes; Thyridiales; Thyridiaceae. The coding region runs from base 1 to 2022 and encodes 673 amino acids. The transcript has 4 exons. The record is from RefSeq and is a predicted model, not a curated record.
AUGUCCGCUCCGAACCGCAUCGUACGAUCGCAAUCCCACGUUGUGAGCCAAUCCUCCCUCGGCCGCCUGCGCUCCAUCUUCACCGGCAAGGCGCCCACCCAGACCGGCACGGCGCUGCGGCCGACAAAAUCCCUGGUUACGCUGCAGGAGGCGAAUCCGCGCAACCUGCCAGACCUCUGGUUCAGCUCGACCAUCCCGCGACCAAAUGGCCCACCCGGACCGGAGGGCAGGAAGCCUCAGGAUGAUCGCAACGUCAAGCUAGGCAAGACUUUGCGCAUACUCCAGGAGCGUCUCCCGACUCUCCUGCAAUCGCCCUUGCCGCAAGAAAUCCUAUCACCGUACAUCUCCCUGCACCUCUUCCCUUCGACGCAUCCGCACCUCCCGACCGUCUCUGGCCGCGUCGCAUAUAUUGCUGCGUUAUGGACCUCGCCAAUAGCGUGGAAUCGAGUCCCAAUUGUGGGCAACUUGAAGCUCGAGAUCCUGUCUGAACGCAUGGUCAAGCAGCCGCUGCACUUUUCGCCUAAGAGGCAGGGCGCCAUCGGCGAGCAAUUGGUGGUGCGGUGGCGGACGAUAGGCAAGACAAAGGGCUGGGGCCUCGCGCCCAAGGACGAGUCCAAGGAGUUUACCGGUCUUUUCAUCUUUGAGUUUGACAACGAGGGAAGAGUGCUGAGCCAUACCAUCGAGCACGUCCAGGAGGGCGGAGAUUGGGAAAAUGGCGUCGGCGCAAAAGUGGUGGGACUGACUGACUGGCUGCUCGGUGGCAUGAAGGGCGGAAGGGAUGGUGAUAAUACGCCUUGUCCGGCAUUUCACGGGCCCGGUCCUAGGAGCAUAAAUUGGGUGUUCCCUGACGCACCUGAGCCGGAUCUCCCACCUGUGAAAGUCGGUUCUUUAAAACAGCGUGGAUUUGCCUUGGAAGCUAUUUCCUCUGCUCUCUCUUUCCCCAGAUCUUGGCCUGUCCACAUUUCCCCAUCCGUCCACCCACUACAAGGUACAACACCGCCACUACUGGAGAGCCUGACAAGCCACACAUCACCGUCCUCUUAUCAGCAAAGGCCGAGAUCGGUCCAGCCCCAUCCCCUGAAGAACGCCUCCGUCCUCCGCUAUAUCUUCGUUCGUCAAACACUCAGCGAAGGGGGGGCCUCUCUUCUCUCCCAGAUGGACCUCCUCCCGCCCCCCAGGCUGGGCAGCGAUGACGAAGACGACAACAACCCGGACUUCUGGCUCGAGUUCCAGACGGCCAGCGACGGCCUGCACGGGCCCGGCUCCACCAACGCGCCGGGCGCCCCGACCGCCUUCCCCAGGUUCCCGGACCUGCCCCCGGAGCUCCGCCUGCGCGUCUGGGAGCUGCUGCUGCAGCCCCGCGUCGUCAUCGCCGCGUGCCUCAGCACCGCCACCGAGGCCGCCAAGCGCGAGCAGCUCGCCAGCCGGAGGCGCGCCGCCCCUUCGCCCACGCCGGCCCUGCUGCACGCCUGCGCCGAGAGCCGCGCCCUCGGCCUGCGGCACUACGAGCUGGCCUUUGCGUGGCAGACGCCGCGCAUGCUCGCCUCGUCGGGCCGCCGCAGCGCGGCCGCGCCGCGGACCCAGCAGCAGGCGCGCGUGUGGUUCAACUACGCGCUCGACGCCCUGAUGCUGCUCGGCGACCUCGAGCCGUUCGACAGCUACGGCUUCAACACGCCCAUGGUCUACUUCCUGCGGCGCGAGGACACGCGGCGCGUGCGGCACGUCGCCUGCGCCUUCGAGGAGCUCGGCUACGGCGAGCUCGAGGCCGACCAGAUCUUCGCCUGCCUGUUCCACGUCGUCGACCGGUUCCCCGGCGCGGGGCGGCUGCUCAUCACCAGCACCGACGCCGACCUGGCCCGCUUCCGCGCCGUGCUGUCGGCCGAGGCCGACAACAACAUCAUGCAGAAGAUCUGGCGCGGCUGGGUCAGCGGCACGUCGGUCGUCACGUCGUCGCUGGCCGACAAGCAGAUCCUCAUGGUCCGGGAGGACGAGCUGGAGCGCUUCAUCCGCGAGGACUGUUGA